UGCUGCCUUGGCCAGAGCCCGGAGCAGCCGCCGCCCGAGCGCGCCGAGCUCAGUUCGCUGCCCGCGCCGGCUCCCAGCCCGGCCCGACCCCUACACCCAGCCCGGCCAGGCUCCACAAGCAGGUGCGGACGAUCGGGGCAGGGAUCGCUGGGGUGAGGGAAGGGCGGCGAGCGGCGGAGAGGUCGAUCCCCGCUGUCUCCGGGCAGCAGCCGCCAUGGAAGUGAUGAACCUGAUCGAACAACCCAUCAAGGUGACUGAGUGGCAGCAAACAUACACCUAUGACUCUGGCAUCCACUCGGGUGUCAACACCUGUGUGCCCUCGGUCAGUAGCAAGGGCAUCAUGGAAGAGGAUGAGGCUUGCGGGCGCCAGUACACGCUCAAGAAGACCACCACCUAUACCCCGGUGCCCCAGAGCCAAGGUGAUCUGGAGUACCAGAUGUCCACGACGGCCAGAGCUAAGCGAGUGCGGGAAGCCAUGUGUCCUGGGGUGACGGGGGAAGACAGCUCGCUGCUGCUGGCCACCCAGGUGGAGGGCCAGAGCACCAACCUGCAGCGGCUGGCCGAGCCGUCCCAGCUGCUCAAGUCAGCCAUUGUACAUCUCAUCAACUACCAGGACGACGCCGAGCUGGCCACCCGGGCCCUGCCUGAACUCACCAAACUGCUCAACGAUGAGGACCCGGUGGUAGUGACCAAGGCAGCCAUGAUUGUGAACCAGCUAUCCAAGAAAGAGGCGUCACGGCGGGCGCUGAUGGGCUCGCCCCAGCUGGUGGCAGCCGUGGUACGCACCAUGCAGAACACCAGUGACCUGGACACGGCCCGCUGCACCACCAGCAUCCUGCACAACCUCUCCCACCACCGUGAGGGGCUGCUCGCCAUCUUCAAGUCAGGUGGCAUCCCUGCCCUGGUCCGCAUGCUCAGCUCCCCCGUGGAGUCGGUCCUGUUCUACGCCAUCACCACGCUGCACAACCUGCUGCUAUACCAGGAGGGCGCCAAGAUGGCAGUGCGCCUGGCCGACGGGCUGCAGAAGAUGGUGCCCCUGCUCAAUAAGAACAACCCCAAGUUCCUGGCCAUCACUACGGACUGCCUGCAGCUGCUGGCUUAUGGCAACCAGGAGAGCAAGCUCAUUAUCCUGGCCAAUGGAGGACCCCAGGCCCUCGUGCAGAUCAUGCGUAACUACAGUUAUGAGAAGCUGCUCUGGACCACCAGCCGUGUGCUCAAGGUGCUGUCCGUGUGUCCCAGCAAUAAGCCUGCCAUUGUGGAGGCUGGUGGGAUGCAGGCCUUGGGCAAACACCUGACAAGCAACAGCCCCCGCCUUGUGCAGAACUGCCUCUGGACCCUGCGCAACCUCUCGGAUGUGGCCACCAAACAGGAGGGCCUGGAGAGCGUGCUGAAGAUUCUCGUGAACCAGCUGAGUGUGGACGACGUCAACGUCCUCACCUGCGCCACGGGCACUCUGUCCAACCUGACAUGCAACAACAGCAAGAACAAGACGCUGGUGACCCAGAACAGCGGUGUGGAGGCUCUCAUCCAUGCCAUCCUGCGUGCCGGCGACAAGGACGACAUCACGGAGCCUGCCGUCUGCGCCCUGCGCCACCUCACCAGCCGCCACCCCGAGGCUGAGAUGGCCCAGAACUCCGUGCGCCUCAACUACGGCAUCCCGGCCAUCGUCAAGCUGCUCAACCAGCCCAACCAGUGGCCGCUGGUGAAGGCGACCAUUGGCCUGAUCAGGAAUCUGGCCCUGUGCCCAGCAAACCACGCCCCGCUGCAGGAGGCAGCGGUUAUCCCCCGCCUUGUCCAGCUGCUGGUCAAGGCUCACCAGGAUGCCCAGCGCCAUGUGGCUGCAGGCACACAGCAGCCCUACACGGACGGUGUGAGGAUGGAGGAGAUCGUGGAGGGCUGCACAGGAGCCCUGCACAUCCUCGCCCGGGAUCCCAUGAACCGCAUGGAGAUCUUCCGACUCAACACCAUCCCCCUGUUUGUACAGCUCCUGUACUCAUCAGUGGAGAACAUCCAGCGUGUGGCCGCUGGGGUCCUGUGUGAACUAGCCCAGGACAAGGAAGCAGCUGAUGCCAUUGAUGCUGAGGGGGCCUCGGCUCCACUCAUGGAGCUCCUGCACUCCCGCAACGAGGGCACCGCCACCUACGCUGCUGCUGUCCUGUUCCGCAUCUCCGAGGACAAGAACCCAGAUUACCGUAAGCGUGUGUCUGUAGAGCUCACCAACUCCCUCUUCAAGCAUGACCCAGCUGCCUGGGAGGCUGCCCAGAGCAUGAUCCCCAUCAAUGAACCCUACGCAGAUGACAUGGAUGCCACCUACCGCCCCAUGUACUCAAGCGACGUGCCCCUGGACCCCCUGGAUAUGCACAUGGAGAUAGACCCGGACUAUCCCAUCGACACCUACAGCGACGGCCUGAGGCCCCCCUACCCCGCGGGGGACCACGUGCUGGCCUAGCGGGCCCUGCUCCGGUGUGAUUCCUCAUCUGAGAGGCUCUCUGUGCAGGCGAAGGGGCGGACAGAAAAGUGCCUGAGCCCCGGGGAGCAGGGCCGCGACUUCUCGCCGAACCCCACGCCUCCAGAGGUCCUCUGUAGGGUCUUUCUUGGGAUGGUGAUCUGCUCCUGCUUUUCUGUCUUGGGCUGUGGGUCUAGGGCCCAACACCCCCUCCCCACCUCUGUGGCCCUGGCACUAAAGCUUUAGACUCAAUCACCCACGCUCUUCCCUCCCCCAGCAGUCACCCCCCACCCCCAGCCCACCCCGGGUAGCCUGACUCCAGCGGGGCCUGGUCACACAGCGCUUUGGUUCCUUCUUUGGGCCUGACUGUCUCACCGAACUCCAACCUACGAGCUGUUUUGAUCCCUUCGGGUGUCCAGGACCCAGGUUCAAGGCCCAAAGCCCAGAAUCCAAAGCUUGUUUGGAAAAGUUCAGGGACAGACCACGGAGAUGGGACAGAGAUGCAGAGAGUGAGUCCCCCCCACUCCGGGGCACUGCUGCACCUCUCUCCAGGACGCUCAGCUGGCUUCGGCCCCUUCCUGGGAGCCCUGGGGGUGUUUCCCUCACGCCCCUUCCCACCCACAGCUGCCCUAGCUGACUCCUGAGAAGUGCUCUUGGCUGACCCCUCUGGUGUGCGGUGGGGGGGCUUUCUCUUCCCCUUCCUGUUUCAAACCCACCACCACCUCCUGCACAUGGGUGUGGGGGGUUGGGGGAGGUCCCAGCAGAGAGUUUUAUUAUUCUCGCUUUAUGUUUUUGGUUAUUGGUUUUUUUGUAUAGACCAAAGCAAAGAAAAUAAAACUAACACACAGA
Molecule: messenger RNA, 3295 nt
Organism: Lutra lutra (Eurasian river otter)
Lineage: Eukaryota; Metazoa; Chordata; Mammalia; Carnivora; Mustelidae
Gene: JUP
Product: junction plakoglobin
Exons: 15
Coding region: 215-2449 (744 amino acids)
Biological process (GO): positive regulation of transcription by RNA polymerase II; cell adhesion
Cellular component (GO): adherens junction; catenin complex
Molecular function (GO): alpha-catenin binding; protein phosphatase binding; cadherin binding
Source: RefSeq, a predicted model, not a curated record